AUGGAAGCGUCCAGAAGGUACAUGUCCUCUUUAGAGUCAAUGAUCAUGAAUGAGAACGAAACAACAGCAGAGCAAGCAUAUAUGGAACAACAAGGAAUAGUACAAAAAUACGAACAAGAGGAACAAGCAGAUCAGGAUCAUGACAAUGACCUUUUCAUUCCCUUAUAA
Molecule: messenger RNA, 168 nt
Organism: Trichomonas vaginalis G3
Lineage: Eukaryota; Parabasalia; Trichomonadida; Trichomonadidae
Exons: 1
Coding region: 1-168 (55 amino acids)
Source: RefSeq, a predicted model, not a curated record